GUGUGUUGUCUUCCGACUGUGACGUAAGAGCCAAGAGAUGUCCUGUCACUGCAAAGCGACAACAGCUCUGUCAACUAAAUAACAACAAUAGUCACAACAACCCGGGAGCUCCCUCGCUUACCUAACCCUCAGCUCUUUGAUGGCCGAGUAAGGGGGAUGUUCGGCUGAACGACAGCCUUCAAAACCCGCCUCUCUUCCGGUCGCUGCUUUGUGUAGUGAAUGAACAACUCCAUUUGUGUUUGCUGCCAAAGAGAUAGUCAACUUGUGCGCGACAACAACAAAGAGCUUUAGCCUCCAUCUUUAGCGUGCUAGCACGGAGCUAGCUCGUCUGUGAUCAACAGGUGUGUUGAGGGGACAAGUGGGACUCUGGAUUCAGGACCUGCUUUUAAAACCUCUCCCAGGGAUCUGCACGACGUAAGACCCCAGUGGAUGCUAUGUGGACUUUAAGACCCUCCUGAUAAAGUUAAAGAAGCCAAAGGGUUGGCCGCGAUGGACCUGCGUGGACUCCGACAGCGGUCCUGCUAAAAAAUAAAGGAGCGGAUGGAUUAGUGCGAGCUCCACUCCCGCUCGGUUUCUGCUUCCCAUUAGCGGAGCGGCCUACAGCUGCCGGACGGACCUCUGGGGCGCAACUGAGCCGCUUCGACAGAACUGAUGCCCAGGCCCGGAAUCUGGCAUAAUGUUUUCAUAACCUGAUGAACAUUAGAGAAAUGGUGAGAAAGAAGAAUCCCCCUAUCCGGAGCGUGGGCGGUGAGGAAGAAGAGGAGGAAGAGGGGAGGAGGUCGGCAGGCGAGGAAGAAGAGGACGACGGCGAGGAGGAAGGGCGAGUGGCAACGGAGGCCGACCGGAUAAGUCACCCCUCCGAACCCGAGGAGCGCGUCCGAGGAGAUGAGCAGGACGAGGAGGAAGGAGAAAGUGAGUGCAUUUCCUCAUCUCUCUCGCCCUCGUCCGUCGGCACCGAGGAGCGAGGCGGGAGGAGGGGGGGAGGCGGAGGUAGAGGGGAUGAAGGGGGCAGAACUCCGCAAGCAGGACCCAGACCUGAGAGCCAGUCAGACCCUGAGGACGUGGACAAGGCGGGCGACGAGGACGACGAUGGAGACCUCACCUCCACUCGCCCCACCGCGCCGCGCCUCCUCCCCGCGAGGCAGGACCUGGCCGGCAAGGAGGCGACCAUAGACACGCCUCCGCUCUCCUCCAGCCCCUCCCCCAAACUCCAGGACUUCAAGUGCAACGUGUGCGGUUAUGGUUACUAUGGCAACGACCCCGCCGACCUGGUGAAGCACUUUAGGAAGUAUCACCUCGGCCUGCACAACCGCACACGGCAGGACGCUGCCCUCGACACACACAUCCUGGCUCUCCACAACAUGGCGCCCCCACACACACCUCUAGACUUCCAGGCAGGACACGGACCCAGGAACCAAGCCAAAGAGUCUGGCAAGAGCAGGUCGGAGCUCCACAAUCAGCAGCACAGGACGGUGAUGAUGAACGGCACAUAUGACGUCCAGGUGACGUCGGGCGGCACGCUAAUCGGAAUCGGCCGCAAGACCUCGGAUUGCCAAGGCAACACCAAGUACUUCCGCUGCAAAUUCUGCAACUUCACCUACAUGGGCAGCAAUUCUGUAGAACUGGAGCAACACUUCCUGUCCACGCAUCCCAAUAAAGUCAAAACCCCGCCAGCCACCCCCCUGCUCCCUAACGACAACCCGGUUAAGGGAAGGAGCCCGAUUGUAGAGGGUUCCGAAAGAGUGGCAGUACGAGCGGAAGAUGACUCUCUUGUCGGGUAUUCUAUCCCGAUCCGGGCUGAUUCGUCGGGUUGGCCGGUGGAGGGCGCACAUGGGGCGUACUACUGGUGCAAGUACUGCAGCUGGAGCUGCGAGUGGAUGGGAGGGUCGGCCAAGCUUUUGGAGCACUAUGAGCAACGACAUAGGGCGAACACGGGGAGCCCCAACGACCUCAAUCCUGGAGAAAGAGGAAGGAGAAGGGAAGGAGAGUUAUCCAAAAGUCACAAGGAUCUGCUGUCUAGCACCAGCCAAGGCGACCCCAACAGCAGCGACACAGAAGCGGUGGUCACCAGCUACAAUUGUCAGCUGUGCGACUUCCGCUACUCCAUGGCCCACAGCGCCGACGUGAUUGUCGUGGCGCCGUUGCUGCUGCACUACCAGCACAACCACUCCAUCCACCGCUGCUGCAUCCAGCACUGCAUGUACUGUCCCAGGGGGCUCUGUCAGCCGCAGAAGCACCUAGGCGAGGUGUCCCAUCCAUUUGCUUGCCGGAAGCCCACCUGUUCCAAGUGUUGCGGCAAAUUCCCUGCAUCCACGAACCAGCAUGACACUGGCGGUUUGACCCCUCCUCAACCCAGAAGCGACCCCAGCGUGACCUUUCACCCCUCUAAUCCUGUUGUCUCUCAAGGCGUCACCCAUCUGUGCGACCAGUGCGCCUUCGCCACCGGCGACAUCGACGUGCUGCUCCAGCACUACGACAGCUGUCACAGCCUGAUCAACUUAAAGGGGGCAGCGCCACACGUCAAGGCGGAGGAGGAGGCUGGGCUGGACGGCAAGGACGAUGGCCGUGGUGGUGGCGAGAGGGAAUACUCAUGCACAAAGUGCCACUUCAUCACGGAGGUGGAGGAGGAGAUUUUCAGACACUACAGGCGUGUCCACUCGUGUUGCCGCUGCCGACACUGCGACUUCACGGCCUCCGAUUCAUCCGCGCUCCUCGACCAUUUCAACACGGCCCACUGUCACGAAACUCCGCCGCCGCUGAGCUCGUUGGCGACGCCGACCCUGACUCUCUCUGCAAACGGCUGCUCGGCGCCCUCCACCUUAGCCAUAAAGGAGGAGAGCAAGGGUGAUCUUCGCCUGCUUUAUUCCCUGGCGCCGCCCGAGGGACGCCUGGCUGAGGGUGGCCGGGAGGAGAUGAUAAAAAGUGAGGGCGGCGAAGAGAAAGCGAGAGAGCGGGAGAAAGGCUGGGUGCUCGGGGAGACGAGAGGCGGCGAGCAGGCCCAUGGUCUCCUCUGGGUGCCAAAGGACCGAAUGGGACCUGAAAGAGGGACAGGAGGCGGGAGCCCCUCGAUUUUUCACUCGCCGCUGUCAGUAUCAUUUAUUUCUGCCAACCACGAAUCCUCGCAGCAUAAACGAGGUGUGGCCUCGCCAAGCAUGGUCUACCUGGGAGAUACCAAGUCCUUUUUGGGAGACGCCAAGCUCUACGGAGGAGGGAGGCGGCCUGGAGGCGGAGCCGCCACCACCGCUAUCGGAGGAGAGAAAUUGAGCCAGAUACCCCCUCAGCAGCAAUAUGCAGGAGGAGGCAGUGGAAGUGUGGGAGGACAGGAAGGGAAAGCUGCUAAAGAAGAGUCCCAGUCGCUGCUACGGAGGCGUCGAGGCAGCGGUGUCUUUUGUGCCAACUGUCUGACCACCAAGACUUCACUGUGGAGAAAGAACGCCAACGGGGGCUACGUCUGCAACGCCUGCGGGUUAUACCAGAAGCUGCACUCGACGCCCAGACCUCUGAACAUCAUCAAGCAGAACAACGGCGAGCAAAUAAUCCGACGGCGGACCCGUAAGCGCCUCAACCCAGAAACGCUUCCCCCGGAGAACCCGGCGCCCAAGCAGCAGCGCGUCUCCGGCGAGGAGCGCGUCAACGGCGACGAGGCGGGCGACAGGAGCUGCUCUUCGGUCAAAAGCCAGCAGCCUUCGCCUCGCUCUCGAUCGCCUCGCUCCACGCAGGCUUUCCUCGCCAACCAGACCCUGGAGAUCCACAGACGGAUGCCGCCUCUGCUCCUACCCUCGCAUCCGCCCUCUUUGCUGGCUGAGGGCAAUGGGGGUGGGGGCGUCGGCGAGGGCGGCGUGCUGACCAAGAUGGAGGGGAAAGGCGGCGGCAGCUCUGAGAGAGGAAGUCCAAUCGAGAAGUACAUGCGACCAUCCAAACCCUCCAGUUACUCCCCUCCUGGAUCCCCCAUCGAGAAGUACCAGUACCCUCUCUUCCCUUUGCCCCUUCCUCUCACACUCUCCCCGGACUUGACCCCUGAAUCCGACUGGCUCCGAUUCUGGACCAAGUACAAGAUGGCGGCCACCUCCGGCAUGGGCCCGGGAAGCCUCGCCAAUAGUUACCUGGGCGCCAUGGUGACGCCAGUGCAGCAGCAUCAUCAACAGAGCUACACGGUGCCUUACUGCGCCUCCCCUUACUCGCCACUUCCUCCGCCGCCGGCCCCUGCUCACUACCCGGCCCCGCCCCUUCACCCUCAAACGUCCUCCUCGCUAGAGAUCGACGCCCCCUUGGAUCUCGCCACGAGGCAACGCGACGCCACAAACUGCGCGGAAAAGAGUACGUGCGAGGAGAAGUCUCGCAAAGGGGAGGAGACGGGGAGGUCGAGGGCCACGGCGGAUGCGGCGACGCAGGACGAUCCCAGCAACCGCUGCCUUCAUUGCGGCAUCUACUUCCUGGACGAGGUCAUGUACGCCCUGCACAUGAGUUGCCACGGCGACCAGGGGCCGUACCAGUGCAGCUUCUGCCUGCACACCUGCGCCGACCGCUACGACUUCACCACGCACAUCCAGCGAGGCCUACACAAGGACAGGAAGCCUCAGGACGACCAGGAGGCGGCGGCGGCGGUCGAAGGCGAGGAAAGCGGGGGGGACGCGGACGAGCGGGCUAAAGACACUUCGGCUGAUGACGCUAGGGAGGAGGUCAGCGAGCAGCAGGAAGCGGCGGGGGACGCCGGCGAAGCUAUGGAUACCGCCCCGGAAGUCGUUGGCGACGCGGCGCUUGAACCCAUGGAGGUUCAUUAACAACAAUAAUAACAUCAGAUCAGGGGUCACCAACGUUUUUGAAACCAAGAGCUACUUCUUGGGUACUGAUUAAUGCGAAGGGCUACCAGUUUGAUACACACUUAAAUAAAUUGCCAGAAAUAGCCAAUUUGCUCAA
Messenger RNA from Nerophis ophidion (straightnose pipefish), 4917 nucleotides. RefSeq names its product trichorhinophalangeal syndrome I (gene trps1). Gene Ontology annotation, biological process: regulation of transcription by RNA polymerase II. The transcript has 11 exons. The record is from RefSeq and is a predicted model, not a curated record. Bases 693 to 4781 code for a protein of 1362 amino acids. Lineage: Eukaryota; Metazoa; Chordata; Actinopteri; Syngnathiformes; Syngnathidae. Gene Ontology annotation, molecular function: DNA-binding transcription factor activity; zinc ion binding; RNA polymerase II transcription regulatory region sequence-specific DNA binding. Gene Ontology annotation, cellular component: nucleus.